Messenger RNA from Physcomitrium patens, 1323 nucleotides. Its product is annotated as chloroplast envelope quinone oxidoreductase homolog. The record is from RefSeq and is a predicted model, not a curated record. NCBI's taxonomy places the organism in Eukaryota, Viridiplantae, Streptophyta, Bryopsida, Funariales, Funariaceae. Gene Ontology annotation, molecular function: oxidoreductase activity.
AUGAGGCAGGUGCAGUACUCCACGUACCACGGCGGCAGUAAGACACUGGAGUGCGUGGAGGUACCAAUUCCGAAGCCCAAGGCGGGCGAGCUGCUGGUGAAGGUGGAGGCGAUCAGCGUCAAUCCGGUGGACUGGCGUAUCCAGGAUGGCUUUAUGAAGCACAUUCUUCCUCCCAAGUUCCCAUUUGUCCCUGGCACUGAUGUUGCAGGUGAGGUCGUUACUUUGGGCCCUGGCGUCACGGGAUUCGACCUCGGCAACAAGUUCGUUGCGUACAUCCACAUUCUAAAGGGGGGAGGAUUUGCGGAGUACGCUGUCGCAUCGGCAUCAAGAACAGUAGUGCCGCCACCAGGGGUAUCAGCAUCGGAAGGCGCAUCGGCCGUGGUGGCUGGUUACACAGCGCUUCAAAGUGCCCGGCAAAUGGGCAUCAAGAGCUUCGCAGGCGGCAGCGAGCACCUCAACGUUCUGAUUGUCGGCGCGUCGGGGGGCGUGGGCAUCAUCCUCCUUCAGCUCGUAAAGCUGGCGGGGGAUCGCAGCAUGGAGCUAAUGAGGAACCUGGCAGCCGACGAGGUGCUAGACUACCGAACUCCUCAAGGCGCAACCUACACCAGUCCCUCAGGAAGAAAAUACCACAUCGUCCUGAACUGCGCCCACUUUGUCCCCUUGUCCAACUUCGCCGCGGAGCUGCAACCUGAUGCAAAAGUGCUAGACAUGACGCCCACCUGGGCUAGCAUCAUCGCCGCCAUGUUCAACAGAAUAUCGAUGCGAAGCCCUCAUAGAUUCGAAAACUUCUACAUGAUGGAUAAUGGGGAGGAUUUGGAGACUAUUGUCGAGCUGAUGCGAGCGGGGAAAGUGAAGGCAAUGGUGGAUUCCAUCUUCCCGCUUUGCAAAGCGGACGACGCGUGGGAUCACAGCAUGCAGCGGCGGUGCACCGGUAAAGUCAUAGUGUGCUCAUGUCUAUGGGGAAUCAGUGGGUCACGCAGCAUGAGUUCCUGCAGCUGCUUCACCUGAAGCUUUACCUCAAAGGUGCUCUCCAUGCAACCCUAAUCCCUGAACCCUAUUCAUUCCUUUCCAAGGUUUGGGUCUUCAUGUGCUCUUGUUGCACUUCCAAUUCCACAUGUUGCACUCUGUGUGCCACCAAAUUCCCUGACACUUCAUCAUUCUCUUCUAGUUCACCUGGAACUUGCUUCUUAAACUUUCGCUCUUGUUUGAUUUUUGCAUAGGAAAGCUUCUAAUGGACUUGAACAUAAGUGAGCAUUUAACCUAAAUAAGUCCUUUUUUUUGUAUGAAAUUCAUACCAAUGCAGUACUUUAUUAUCUUGUAUUU